Gossypium raimondii (Peruvian cotton) is the source of this 1693-nucleotide messenger RNA. RefSeq names its product spermine synthase. The transcript has 11 exons. The record is from RefSeq and is a predicted model, not a curated record. Bases 241 to 1311 code for a protein of 356 amino acids. Gene Ontology annotation, molecular function: spermidine synthase activity. Gene Ontology annotation, biological process: spermidine biosynthetic process. Gene Ontology annotation, cellular component: cytosol. Lineage: Eukaryota; Viridiplantae; Streptophyta; Magnoliopsida; Malvales; Malvaceae.
UCCUCCAAUUUCCUUCAAAAACAAGCAAAGUCUGAAAAUCAAAUAAGCACUGAAAAACAAGAACAAAACUGAUUUAUUUAUUUAUUGAAGAAACAUUUUUUUCCCCUGUCUUUACCGUACUCUGUAACCCUUCCCGCUCGCUAUUUGGACUCUCCCGAUUAUUCAAGAGUUUCAUUAUUUUUUUCAACUCUCACUGUCAUUAAGACCAGAGGCUGGAGCCGAAGAAGAAAAAGAUAAUCUAUGGGGGAAGACGCAGGAAAAGGUUUAGAAUGCCCGAAGCUUAUGGAUGGGAAGGGGAAUAGUGGUAAUGGCUCAGAGAAGGUUAUCCCUUCUUGUUGUUUGAAGGCCAGGGCUUCAGCCCCUGAGCUUGAGGCAAAAUGCCAUUCUACUGUUGUUUCUGGGUGGUUCUCGGAAUCUCAGUCUUCCUCUGAUGAUGCUGGUAAAAUGGUCUACUUCAACAAUCCUAUGUGGCCGGGAGAAGCGCAUUCUCUGAAAGUUGAAAGCAUUUUAUUCAAGGAAAAAUCAGACUAUCAAGAGGUCCUUGUUUUUGAGUCAUCGACAUAUGGGAAAGUGCUUGUUCUUGAUGGUAUAGUUCAACUGACUGAGAAAGAUGAAUGUGCAUAUCAGGAGAUGAUUGCUCAUCUUCCACUUUGUUCGAUUCCAUCUCCCAAAACUGUUCUGGUUGUUGGAGGUGGUGAUGGUGGAGUUCUUAGGGAGAUUUCUCGACACAGCUCUGUGGAGCACAUUGAUAUAUGUGAAAUAGAUAAGAUGGUUAUAGAUGUUUCCAAGAAGUUCUUUCCAGAAUUAGCGGUUGGAUUUGAGGACCCUCGCGUUGACCUUCAUGUUGGUGAUGCUAUUGAGUUUCUUCGUCAUGCUCCGAAAGGAAAGUAUGAUGCAAUUAUUGUUGAUUCAUCAGAUCCUGUAGGUCCUGCUCAAGAGCUUGUAGAGAAACCAUUUUUUGAGACUUUAGCUCAAGCAUUAAGGCCUGGUGGUGUCCUUUGUAACAUGGCAGAGAGUAUGUGGCUUCAUACACAUUUAAUUGAAGAUAUGAUUUCUAUUUGCCGUGAGACAUUCAAGGGGCCUGUUCAUUAUGCAUGGGCAAGUGUUCCAACAUAUCCAAGUGGUGUGAUUGGUUUUCUGUUAUGUUCCACUGAGGGGCCACCAGUUGAUUUUUUGAAUCCUAUAAACCCUAUUGAGAAGCUAGACGGUGCUUACCUUCAUAAGAGAGAACUUAGAUUUUACAACUCUGAGAUGCAUAGGGCUGCUUUUGCAUUGCCUUCGUUCCUGAAGAGGGAGGUGAGGCUACUAUGAGACUCCGCAGCCCCGGAACAAGAAAACUGUCUCCUAAAGCAAAUUUGUAGAACUUGCAAUUGUUUACUUUUUAUCGUAAGCUUAUAAAUACUUGUAUUCGAGACAUAGGCAGUAAAUAAAUGUGUUCAACAUGCAGGUGAAAUUGGAACCAUUUUAGUAUGUAUUUACAGUUCUAAUUUCAGGGAAUACGUAGUAUAGGACUUAGCCUUAUGGGUUGUGUGACGCAGCAAUGUGUUUGCUUGAUGAUAGGUGCUUCAAAUGUCUUUCAAGUCAGUGUUCUGAACUUGACAACAUUGAAACACCUGAAAGAAGAAAAAGAUGGGAAAAAUAAGGUACCAUAUGUUUCUUAUUCAUAAUAAUUAUUGCAGUUUGUGUGUUAUAA